AUGGGUUCCAAUCUCCCUCAGACCAUGAAGGCUCUCAGAUAUGAGAAGCCUGAGGUCCACAGCGUUGUCCAGGUUCCUCUGCCCACUCUCCGUGAGAACGAUGUCUUGAUCAAGGUCAAGGCUUGCGGUGUCUGCGGUACCGAUCUUCACAUCCACGAGGGUGAAUUCAUUGCCAAGUUCCCCCUGGUUCCUGGCCAUGAAACUGUUGGUGUUGUCGCUGCUGUCGGUUCCAAGGUCAAGGGCUUCGAGAUUGGUGAGCGUGUUGUUGCCGAUAACUCUGAGCUCUGCGGCGAGUGCUUCUACUGCCGUCGCGGUGAUGAGCUGUUCUGCGAGCACUUUGAGGCUCAUGGUGUCACCAUGAACGGCGGUUUUGCCGAGUACUGUGCCUACCCUGCCAAGAGAGUCUUCAAAAUCAAGAACCUCUCCGAUGUCGACGCCACUCUCCUGGAGCCUGCCUCCUGCGCCGCCCACGGUCUGGACAAGAUCGCCCCCAAGAUGGGCUCUUCUGUUCUGCUGUUCGGUGCUGGCCCCACUGGUCUGAUCCUCGCCCAGAUGCUCCGUCUGAACGGUGGAUGCAAGGUGACCGUUGUUGCUCCUGAGGGUCUCAAGAUGGACCUCGCCAAGAACCUCGGUGCCGGUGAUGAAUACGUCGCCCUCUCCCGCAAGGACCCCUCCGCUCAGUUCGAGAAGGUCAAGUCGGAGAACCCGUACGGAUUUGACAUCGUUGUCGAGGCCACUGGUAACCUCAACAUCCUCAACGACUCCAUCAACUAUGUCCGUCGCGGCGGUAAGCUCGUCGUGUACGGUGUGUACGCCAACAAGGACCGUGUCUCAUGGCCCCCUGCCAAGAUCUUCGGUGACGAGAUCAACAUUGUCGGCAGUUUCUCCGAGGUGUACAAGUUCCCUGCUGCCAUCGACUACCUUGACACGGGCAAGGUCAAGGUCAACGGCAUCGUGAACAAGGUCUUCAAGAUCGAAGAGUGGGAGCAGUGCCUGGAGUCGAUGAGGAACAAGUCUGCCAUCAAGGCCGCCAUUGUCUUCGACUAG
This is a messenger RNA of Aspergillus novofumigatus IBT 16806, 1047 nucleotides long. Its product is annotated as zinc-dependent alcohol dehydrogenase family protein. The transcript is spliced from 6 exons. The record is from RefSeq and is a predicted model, not a curated record. NCBI's taxonomy places the organism in Eukaryota, Fungi, Ascomycota, Eurotiomycetes, Eurotiales, Aspergillaceae. Bases 1 to 1047 code for a protein of 348 amino acids. Gene Ontology annotation, molecular function: zinc ion binding; oxidoreductase activity.